Bathycoccus prasinos is the source of this 2526-nucleotide messenger RNA. RefSeq lists its product with no specific name. Gene Ontology annotation, cellular component: endoplasmic reticulum exit site; COPII vesicle coat. Gene Ontology annotation, biological process: COPII-coated vesicle cargo loading; intracellular protein transport; endoplasmic reticulum to Golgi vesicle-mediated transport. Bases 1 to 2526 code for a protein of 841 amino acids. The record is from RefSeq and is a predicted model, not a curated record. Lineage: Eukaryota; Viridiplantae; Chlorophyta; Mamiellophyceae; Mamiellales; Bathycoccaceae. Gene Ontology annotation, molecular function: SNARE binding; zinc ion binding. The transcript has a single exon.
AUGAAUGGCAUCAGCAAUAAAAAGAUUUUCAGUUGGACGGUCGAUCGACUCCCGCGAGACGCGGGACAGAAGAAAGCGUCUGGCGUCCCGUUCGGCGUGUUCGUGUCUCCGUUUGGAGAGAUGAAGAAGAGAAGGACGACAGAAACGACAACAACAGAAACAACAGAAACAUUAGGGAAGAAGAAGAGAGAAGCGGCGGGGAAAAUAGCCAGAUGUGAGAGCUGUUUCGGGUACGUCAACGCGUUUUGCAUGUUCGACGAGGACGGGUUUAAUUGCGCCUUGUGUGGGCACGAAACAAAGUGGAAGAACGAGAGAGAACGGGAACGGUAUAAGAGAGUGAGUCGAUACAUCAACGGAAGAAACGAGGACGACCCGAGAGCGAAGAAGUACCUCGAACGGUUGCCAGAGUUGAGAGAGGAGCACAACGAAUUUAUCGUGGCGGCGGAAAGGGUCAAGGCAAGAACGAGCACGAGUGGACCAACGAGGGUGAUUUUGAUCGACACGACGGAAGGUGGAAGCGCUUUGGAGAUUGCAAAGUCGUCCGCGAUGGCGGCUUUGGAAGCGGUGAGCGCAGAAAAUGGCGGACAGACGGACGCGACGUUUGCGAUUAUGACGUUCGACGGAGGUUUGACGGCGUACGAUGUCGUUGGACGAAACAAAGUAAGAGUGGACGAUAUCGAUGAGUUGAGGAGAGAUGAGGUGUUGAUGAGUUUCGAGAAAGUGAUGCAAAUGCGGAGAGUUUUCGCCAGGGUGGAUAAGUAUAAAGAGGACAUGUUAGCGGCGAUUGACUCGAUUAGUAGUAGUAAUAGCGGUGGUGAAAGUAAUACUGCCUUGAAUGGGUUGGGAGUGAAGAUGGCCAAGUUAUCGACCAGCGCAAACGGAGAGGUAGAAGAAGAUCCUGAAAACGGAUCAGCAACGAAAACAAACACUCGCGGAGAAACACUGACGGUGAGUAAAAGGUACCAAAAGAAGCGGGCGUUUGGUCCGGCGCUUUCGCUCGUCUUGGAUUUGCUCGGAGCCAUGGAGGAUGAGAUUACCGAAGAUGCGUUCAAGAUGAUGGAGAGUGAAGAUAUAAAUAUCAGAAACGGUGUAGAUGUACUUAAUUUGAACGGUAUGAACGACGAUGGAGAUGCUGUCGCGAUAGGAAAUGGCGACGACGAUUUUAACGAAUUUGAGGAGAACGAGAAAAAGAGAGAGGAGGAACCGUUUGAAUUCGACGGAGCGCGCGUGCUGUGCUUUUUAUCUGGAAUGCCAAACGCAGGUACUGGAAGCAUCUAUAGCGACAACGACGAGAUAAACACUCUACUGAACGAUUAUUUGAGUGAAAUGAGCGCAGAUUUGCGCGCGAAAGCGACGGAUGCGCUCUUCAUGAAAGAGAAGAAGGAGAGCGCGUCGAAGAGAAGGAACGAUGAUGAUACCAACGCUUUCUUCUUCUACGAACACUGCGGUAGACGCGCGAGCGUAAAUAACGUUUGCAUCGAUACAAUUCUGUGCUCAAAGCCGUCCGUUUUUUGUGGUUUACACGCGAUAUCUCCAAUCUCGAGCAUCUCUGGCGGCAUAGUUUUACGAAACGACGAGGAGAGCGAUGCUGGCGACAUCAGCAGCUUCUUACCGAGCGAAAUUUUCAAACUAUUACAGAACGUCGACGGGCGCACGGCGAGAGACUGUGCCAUUCGACUCCGCACUUCGUCCGAGUAUAUUGUCGCGAAUGCCUACGGCGACUCGUUCAGAGAAGAUAAGAAGUACAAGGGAUUAUACCACGUCGCUAGGAUGGAAAAAGCAGACGCGUUUGCGUUUGAUUUUGAUUUUUCAUCAAAAAUUGGUUUCGGCGACGAAGACGAUUUAUCCGUGGCAGAGAACAGUCCGCCUAUUUUACAAAUGGCGUUUGAAUACACAGUAACGGAGUACGACGACGCUUCAACGUCGUAUUACUGGCGAAGGCGCAUACGCAGAGUGUGCACCUGUGCCAAGAAAGUCGCGCGAACGCCGAGAGAAGUUCGCGACUUUGCGAAAGACGACGCCGUCUUUUCUUUGCUCUGCCGAAAGGUCUUCCACAUCAUGAAACUCGACGGAUUAUUCGAAUCGCGUUUGUUAGUCAUCGAUUGGCUCACGGCAUUGAUUUCAAAAUUGGCCAAAAUCAGCGGCGAUACGUACGUCGACGCUAAAUUUGAAAAGAAGCACAACAAAGAAGUCUUUUGUCGCUGCGCGAACGCCUUUUCGCCGACGCGACUGGUUUAUACUUUAUUAAUCUCUAAGAACUCGCCGUUGGUGUUAAUGGCGUACGACGGGAUGAAUAAUGAAAACCAGCCAGAUCUUAGGAGUUUGAACUUGUUCUUGUGCAAAGAUAGGUUAGUUGGAGCCGAUUUAAUUGACUUUCUUCUCAACGGGUGUGUUUGUGGUGGUAGUAAAAGUUCCACCGAUAGAAACGUCGAAGAGGCUCAGGACGAGAAAAAGAUGUACUACGGAUACGAAGGAUUUCUUUCCUUCGUCGAGAGGAUUAGCAGCGAAGAGUUUUUGAGUUUGUAG